Pseudo-nitzschia multistriata is the source of this 1473-nucleotide messenger RNA. Lineage: Eukaryota; Bacillariophyta; Bacillariophyceae; Bacillariales; Bacillariaceae. The record is from the annotation of a GenBank genome assembly.
CGAAUUGCUCGACCCCCGCCUCGAACCGAACGACGGGAACCGAACGACGGAACCAGGAUACCCUCGCCAAGCCCGACAGCCACCCACCGCCCACAGGAACACGCAACGACACGACACGACACGACACGACACGACACGACACGACACGACACGACACGACACGACACGGGUGCCGCGGGUUCCCCGAAGAAACCAAUAAGAAUGGCGACCGCGAAAGAAAACGCCAACCCAAAGUUGUUCUCGGUCGACAACCCGGGCCGGUAUUCCCGGGCCCGGCAGACCCCGCUGGACUGGAUCCACCUGGGGGACUUUCGGCGGGAGCGGAGGGGGGCCUCCCCCGGCGGGGCCUCCCCGUUCGUCGUCGUGCCGACCACGGCGGGAGACAAGGCCGUCCUCCGGGCCCUCGCGGACGCCUCGCGAUCGGACCCGAGGGGCGUCGGCCUCCUCCGCAAGGCGGGGCUCGCGAUUCCGGUGCGCACGUCGGCGUCCUCCCCCGGCAAGACCGCCGGAUCGUUGCUUGUCCCGUCGUGCCUUGCCGACUUUUCGAGGCCCGUCUUUCGGAUCAUCCCGCGAGACGACGACGACGACGAAGAAAAAGGCGACGUCGAAGAACCAAGGCCGGGAGGGGAAGCCAAGCAAAACGACGUCGACAACAACGACGACGACAAUGACGAAACCGACCACGGCGGCCAUCGCCCCACCGGGUUUUCCGAGACCGAGGUGUCCGCGGAAGAAAUCUUCGACAUCAUCCGAAACGUCCAGGACCCGGAGCACCCCAACUCGCUGGAGCAGCUGGGCGUUGUGAGCCUCGAGCAGAUAGAACUGUCCCUUGCCCGGGAUCGCGAUCGCGGGGGAACGACCCACCGGAACAAGGACGAGAUCCGGAUCCGGUUUACCCCCACCAUACCGGUACGUAACGCAAUGCAGCGCAACGCAAUGCAACGCAAAAACAACCACCGCAGCGACACCCGCCGCGGGUCGGUUGGAAUUUUCAUUGAUCUGCGCUGCCCUCACCAAAUUCACCAACCCCUUGUUCGAAUCGAAAUACCAUGCAACGCACGCAAUCUCUCGUGGCUGCCCGCUGCCCCGCACAGCACUGCUCCAUGGCCACGCUGAUCGGCCUGUGCCUGCGGGUCAAGCUCCACCGGUCCCUGCCGCCGGCGAGGUUCGGGGUCGACGUGUCGAUCGAGCCGGGGACGCACGUGAGCGAGAAGGCCAUCAACAAGCAGCUCCGCGACAAGGAACGGGUCCGGGCCGCCCUGGAAAACAAGCACCUGGCGGGGGUCGUCGACAAGUGCAUCCGAAACGGAAUGGAGGCGGCCACCGACUGACUGACGGAGGAACCAGAGCGGGGAACAAAAGGGGAGCCCCGGCCCGAUCCAUCUCUCGUGUGCAUCUUUGUUGGAAACAUCGAACGAGGCAUUCGGACUCUUACAAAUGCUAUUACAUCGUUAAUAAUAUAAACGUAUAGUG